Paramuricea clavata is the source of this 19371-nucleotide messenger RNA. The record is from the annotation of a GenBank genome assembly. Lineage: Eukaryota; Metazoa; Cnidaria; Anthozoa; Malacalcyonacea; Plexauridae.
AGAAACAUGGCCGCUUGAAGAAGAGUGUUGUAUUUUGUUUUAGAUUAGGAAAAUAUUUAAUAUGCAGCGAGAACUGCUUAAAAGCAAAUUACCACCGGGAAUACCAAAACCCAAGUGAGUAGGUCUUUUUAACUUCAUAUGGAUAGAAAAUCAAAUCCAAAAAUGAAAAUUUAUGAUUUAAUCUACACACAGUGACAGAGCUGGUUUAAAGCGAAGAAGAGAUUAUUCCCAAGUAAGCUGGGAAAACUAUUUUGAUUCUUGUCAAGAUGUAAAUAUUGGAGAAAGCAAUGUAUCCUUUAGUUUAAAUUGAAUUAUAUUUAUAAAAUGACAUAAUCUUGAACUGACUGUGCCAGCUAGUGUAGGUAGUGCCAAUAAAAUGAACAAGCUUUUGUUGGUCAUGAUAUCUGACAAACAUAGGUCCCAGAAUGUUAAUGCUUAUUUGGAUGGGUUCAGCAUGUGUUGGCUGACUUCCCAGUUUCGAUUCCAUGCACAGAAGUUUGGAAAACGCAACAAAUCCGGAUACAUGUGGAGCGGCUGUAACAGGAAUGUUUUGAAAAUGAUGGCGUAAAUCCAUGAAAUUCGUGAUUCACCCCCGCUAAUAACAUGUAACUGACUGUAUACAUAUAGAUUCCCAGCUGAUCUAUACCCUCCUUGUGAGUUGUGACUUUACAUUCCAGAAUCACAUUCAGGGCUGCCGAGAGCUUGACAGGGGCCCAGGGCAAAAUUUUUUUUAGGGGCCCCUAUUUCAAAUUUUCCUGGGGAAAAAAUUUUUUCGGACACCAACAACCUCCCACACCAAAAAUUUCCAGACAAGUACAAUGUAAUUGCUUUUCAGUGACUUCACCUCAAUUUUGCAUACAAAAUUUCGGUACUUUACUGAAAAAAACAAAUAUCUUGCCCUUUGCACGGAAAUAUUUCACCCAAAAAAAUGACUGGGGCCCAACAGAACAUUUAUAAGAGCAAGCAAUUUGUGUGGACAGAUCUAUGAAAGUUGAGCUUCUUUUAAAUGUGAUCAGGGCUGCCGAGAGGGGGGGGGGCAGAGGGGGCAUAUUGCCUCGGGCAAAUAAUAAAUAAUAAAUUGUAAUAAAUAAUUAUUAUUUAUUAUAAUUUAUUAUUUGCCCGGGGCAAUAUGCCCCCUCUGCCCCCCCCCCUCUCGGCAGCCCUGAUCACAUUUAAAAGAAGCUCAACUUUCAUAGAUCUGUCCACACAAAUUGCUUGCUCUUAUUUUCCCCCAAUUUCUCCAAAAUUCAUGAUUUUUGUUUGUAUAUGUUCGUACUAAUUAGAAAUAUUAGCCAGUUCUACAUCUUUGUUGUCAUUAGCAACAAAAAGGAAAGAAUUUUCGAGGUAGUAAUUGGCUGAUUGCCGGGUUUUGCUCGUGACUAGCAAAAGAUCACUACAGUAUAAUAAUAACACUAACAACUACAUCAUGGGCUCAUUAUAUUCGAUGGUGCAUGCUUUGUAAGUGAUUCUAGUGUGUCAGUAUUGUUUUUGUGGAUAUAUGUGGAAAGUCAAAAAUACAACAAAUCUGGAUAGUGGAUACAUGUGGACAGUUUAAGUUCAUUGUCAUAUGUAUAUUUACAACAAGGGUGGAUUUUCAUUUAUUUAAAGGGAGGGGUAGAAAAAUUUCUAGUGAGGUGCAAGUGGCACCACUCUGUGAGCUUUGGCAGGGGUUAGGCAUUUGGGUUAAAACCUUUCACACAAAAAUUAAGAUGGGUGUAGCGAAAUUUUGGUGGGUUUAUUAGAGGGGUUAGAGAGAUUCUAGGGGGGGGGGUACCCUCCCCCAAGUAAAUCCACCCAUGAUUUACAACAUAUAUUCAAAAAUAUUAAAUCUAUUUUGGCAUUGGUUUUAGUCUUUAAAAUACUUUUUUUCUAAUGUCGGUAAAGUCAAUUGGGCCAAUGAAAAAAAUACCUCCCGGCUUUCCAGUUUCCCAACCUUACCUACCUUUUAAAUGACCGACUCUGCAUGGCUGUCCUUCCAGAAUGCCUUUUUGAAUGGUCAGGGGUUUUUUAUUUUUCUGGUUAACCCAUCAACCUGCAGAGCUUCCCCCCCCCAUUGACGAGUAAAAUCGUCUAGCGUUAGACAAGUAAAAAAAAUAAGUAGGGCGCACUGGGGCGCAUUGUGGCUCAAUGGGUUAAUCAAGCAACAAAGACACAUUACGUUCAUCCAUCUAUGAUGCUGUAAUACUUUAUUUAACUAUUUCAUUGCAAUGACGUUUGAAAUUGCGGGAACCACUGUGUGUAUUUUAAUUAAAUACAAAUGAAUAUUAUUGUUUUGUAUCUAAACUGGUACAACUGAGGUUCCCAAAUCUUGGAAAGUUUGUGAAUUGACUGUUUAUUGACUUGAACAUUGAACAGUUUGUAUCUUUUGUGCAACAUGGUCGUUCUCGCUCUCAAAAUCCAUCCCGUGUUUCGAAACCUUUUCAGGCUUCGUUUUUCAACCGAGUAGUUAAGCCUUUUUCUUUUUUUGUUACUGCUGUAGACUAGUCCUUCUUUUAUUUAGGGGUUGUGCCUUGCAUGGGUCUCGUUUUCCCGUUUGCAUAUGGCACUAACCCCAUUGGACGUUCACCUUGUAAUCUAGAAUUUCUAUGUCCAAUAAAGCUUAUAAAAUAAAAAAAUAAAACAAGCCCUCGUAGCAGUUCAAGUAUGAAAUUUAUACGCCAAACGUCAACUUCAAACACCAAAUCUUAAUUUACUGCUUUGUUGAAUACAUGACUAGUGCUUAAUUUGCUUUUUUAAAUCAUUGCUAAAUAUCACAAGUUUAAUAAUUGUUUAAUAUAUUUCAAAACUGGUGUAAACACUAUUAUAAUAGAGUUGUAAAAUCAAAAACUUCGCUAGCGGUUUGACGUUUGCCGUAAACGUCAAUCUUAAGGUGUCUAUAGUAGCUGACAGGACUUAACCCAAAUUCACGAAGAGAAUCGUACGUCAAACAAAGGCAUUGGAUUAAUUAUUUUAUAUAGCUGUUGAAAUGUUUGGUUGUUAUAUAUAGUAGAUAAUGUGUUUCUUUAACAACCAAGUAGAUAUUCCGAGUUUAUAAAUCUGGAUCAAGUGGUCCGGUUCUCUUAUUAUUACAUGGUGGUGGAUUUUCUGCAUUGACAUGGUCACUUUUUACAGUAAGUAUAUUGAAGAUAGAUUGUUGGAUGACAACCAAACCCUACUUUUUAUAAUUAACCUUUUAAAUCUGGGUGUUAGUGUUGACAGUAGUGCUUAAAAGUUCUUUAAUGUUCUUAACUUGUUUUUGUCUUAGGAUAUAGGAAACGUAAUUGACAUAUAUUUAUUCAGCGCAAUUCCAAUUAGUACUUUAAUGCCCAUCUUACAUACAGCACCGAGAAAACCACAGCUUCAGCAUGAAUUACAAGAAUACCAUUCGGUAACGGGGUAGGUAUUUUUCAAGUUAAGCUCUUCGAGUUAAGCCCUUUUCGAGUUAAGCCCCUGCCACGCCCUUUUCUGCCGGGGAUUAACUCGAAGUCAAUUAACAAUUUAAGCAUUCUAGUCUAGCCCCGACAUUUGGUGGAUGUAAGCUCAAAAAGGAAUAAAAUAAAUUCUGAAAUUACACUGAAAUACUUCGCCUCCUUCUACUUUUAAAUAUGAAAUUUCCUUGCCGGAGCCGGAGUUUUGACAGCCGGAGCUAAAAUAACCGGAGUUUGCACAGCUCUAUUGUGAUGUCUAAAUGGAAUCAAAUCAUUUUUAACGCAUCAGCACCUUUCUCAACUAAUCCAAAAGUUUUCUGGACUUACCAUAAAGCCAUGUUACAUCAUCGGUCGAAACAGAACACCAAGAUCACGUAUACAAUGGCGUUACGGCAAAAUCCCCAGAUAAGAAAGCUGAGCUUCUUAAUCUAUACUUUACCCCGGUGUUUACAAAACCCAAUGUUGAUAUCAAUGAGGAUGAAGACUGAUGAAUAUGAAGAAAUCACAAAUGUGACGAACAUUGGUGAAUUGCAAAUGAGUGUGCAGGAAGUUAAAUUCUCAUUAGAAAUUUAGAUGUGACAAAAGCCUGUGGCCCGGACGGAAUACCAACACGAAUUCUUAAAGAAUGUAGUCGUAGUAUUGCACCAAAUCUUUGUGAAUUGUUUGAUUUAUCUUUACGUGUUGGACGACUGCCCGUUGAGUGGAAAGCAGCUAACUUGACACCAGUUCACAAGAAAGGCUUGAAAGAACCCACAGAAAAUUACCGGCCAAUAUCUCUUUUGCCCAUUAUCGCUAAAGUACUGGAACGUUUUGUAUGCAAGCAACUUUACGGACAUGUAAUUACCUAUAUUUCCCUCAGUCAACACGGAUUCCUGCGUAACCGAUCAUGUAUAACACAAAUGCUACAGGUUCUUCACAAGGUUGGAGAAAAUCUUGAUAAGAACCUACAAACUGACAUAAUUUAUUUAGAUUUCGCAAAAGCCUUUGACUCUGUUGACCAUGGUAUAAUUUUGGCAAAACUGAAGAAAUAUGGUGUCUGUGGACGCAUUCUUGAAUGGUUCAAAGACUACUUAACUGGCAGAACACAAAGAGUUGUCAUUGAUUGCCUCAAGUUGGUCUUCUGUUUCGUCCGGCGUGCCUGAAGGAAGCAUACUCGGCUCUUUGUUGUUCGUCUUAUUUAUAAACGAUUUACCAAACAUCAUUCCCGAAGACUUAGUUGCUGCCUUGUAUGCCGACGACGUGAAGACUUCCUUACUCAACAUCUACAACAAACCUUAACACACCUAACCACAUGGAGCAACACCAAUAACAUCAAAUUCAAUGAAUCUAAAUGCAAAGUGUGAACUGUGUCCCGCCAAAAGAAACCCAUCACCUUGGCUUACCACAUUGGCUCAACCAACCUCCAUCACGUUCAAGAAGAAAACGAUUUUGGGUAAUUAUGACUGGAAAUCUGUUAUGGAAUUCCCAUGUUAACAGCAUAACAUCAAAAGCCAACAAAAUGUUGCGAUUACUUCGAAGAACAUGCCCCGUCUUAACCAAUGUCAGAAUUCGUCGCACCCUGUAUUUGUCCUUCGUUAAAUCCCAGCUAUGUUAUGCCAGCGAGGUUUCACACAUCCAUGCCCAAAAGAUCAAGCUGGAACAGGUACAGAGGCGAGCGACCAGACGGACGUUGAGACAACGUUAAGGUGAUUUCAGCUCCAGUGAACGAUUGACAAAAUUGAAAUUAUUGCCGUUGUGUUAUGAUCAAGAGAUGAGAGAUCUGAUUUUUUUCUAUAAAGCCCUUUGUGGUAUAACCGACCUUGAUGUCCACAACUAUGUUAAAAAUAAUUGUUCCCCACAACCGAACCCGUUACAGCAACAAUCCGAACCUCAUACUCACGACUCCCGAAGACGAAAUUAAUAUGUUCUGUUUUUUAUGUUAAUUUGUUAUGUACCUGGUCAAUGUCACAUUAAUGUCCUUGUCAUCGAAUUUGACUGCCUUAUGUUUUUUAUAUUGUAAUUUAUUUUUUUGUAUUUUGCUAUAAACUUCUUUUGUUACUUGUAAGAAUUAUUGACAUUGUUACUUGUAAGAAUUAUUGACACCUCGCAUGGGUAGUUUUUAAUAAACAUCUCGUUCACACCUCCACCAUUUGGGAUGAAUUUGUUUGUUGUUGUUUUUUCAAACUAACAUUAUUUAUUAUUAUUGUUGUUGUAAUUGAUGUUGUUAUACUUGUUAUAAAAAAAUAAUAUUGGAGCAAGUGAUUUAUUAAUAUGUCUAUUUCAUGGAUACCGAAAACUACUCUUACUAAUCUACAAUCACUGCUGAAAACAACGCCAAAACUCUCACUCUUAUCAAACCACAUUAUAUGAAAAAGAAAUUUCCAAUCUGAAAGCUUCCUUUGCCAAACAUGCGUAUAGACCCAUUGCACAUGACGUCACAGCGCCAGUAACGAUGCAUCUGAAGGACAAAUCAGCAAUCUAUUCAUAAUAUAACUUUUGUAAACAAAGCAAAUUUUGUAAAAGUUUAUAAUAAUUUUGUAUUAAAAUGCUUCAUUUUUUCGCUGUAUGUGGUUGUUGUACCCGAACAGAUAUUGUUAGGUAGCAUCUGGAGUACACUCGAAGGAUUUGUUACGUCAGUGCAAUGGGUCUAUAGUGUAAUAAGUAUGCAGGAUCAAAGUGUUUAAGAUUUGAAUAAAUUCUUGUGUAGGUAAAAGUCACAGCGUUAUCACAUUGUCAGGUUGUUGCUGUAGACUGCAGAGGUCAUGGUAGGUAUCGAGUUAUGUAUUGCAGAAGGUAACCUUCCUUAUAAAUGACAUAAAAUCACACUAUUAACGACGCCAUAAUGAAACACAAUAGUGCAAGGGGUUCAAACACAAUGGAAUUCCCUGUAGGUAAAUUUGCAGGGGGUGCAAACGCAAUGGUGAAAACAAUAGAUUCAAGAUGGCGGGAAAUACCUUCAGUUGGAAGUGAUAUUAUAUAAGAACCCAUAAAAUUGGAUGGUUUGACGUACACUAUAUAACGUAUUUACAGGAGACUCAAGAACGUCAGAUGACUUGGACUUAUCUAUUGAAACACUGACAGAGUAAGCUUUUGAUGUUUUCAUUUUAGACCUGUCCUGGGUAACGAUGUUUCAUUUUGAUGAUUAGGGACCGGUCAUAAAGUAACUGCUAGGGUGGGCUGGGGUGAUUUGGGAUGGGCCAUGGAAAAUCUUUGGGCAGUUUCGAUGGACCGCCAAUUUUUUUGUACGUCCACGGUUGGGCCACCAAACAAAAAGCCAUGCAUGUCUACUUCAAAAAAUAAAGAUAUUAAUAAUAAAAGUAAACAAAACUAUCCAAAUUAUCAAAUGCAAAUGAUGCUAUUGAAGCCAGUACUUUGUUUAUACAACAACAAGGAGUGGUCGAAUCACAGCAAAUACAACCAUGCAACUGGAGAGCAGCUCAGUAUCAAUGUGUUUGUCAAGCUUGGUGGAAUUAUGUAUGUCAAACAGUGCCGUGUAUAUUUGCAAUGUUCAUACCUGCAAGUUUUUUUUAUUAUAAAAGUGUAUUUUCCCAAUUUAGCCUGGGUGGGUCAUGAAAAUUUUUUUGUAAGAUUAGAUGGGCUUUGAAAUUUUUAUCUACUUCCUAAGAUGGGUCACCGAACUUAUUGGCAAAAUUUGUGAUUUACCUCCAGCCCACCCUAGCAAUUACUUUAUGACCAGUCCCUUAUAUGGGUAGUGCAUGGGGGAAUUCAAGUUAUCGGAGAGAGUAGACACGGAUUUUUCCAUGGGUGCAGCCUAUCACCACCACCCUACAUUAUUUCACAAAUCACUAAAAUUUCAAUAUUGAUUGACGCCACUAACAUAUAUUAAUUUACCGAAAAAUUAAUUGUAGGUCGUUGAUCUUACAACGAAACUCACUAGUAGUUGAUUGCUUACGUGAUAUGCAUCCCCAAGAAAACUAUUUAAGCCAAAUGUUUGUAUCAUGUCAAGCCAACGUUAAUUCAAAAUAAAAGUUUUAUAAGAACAAAAGUUUUACUCACAAAAUCGUUAUUCUAGCAGCUCACAAUAUCUGAAAAUUGAGAUGGAUAUGGAUUCAACUGCCAGAACAAUACAAGUAAAACAUUUUGAGCGAAGUCACUUCGCCUCACAAAGUCACGCCGUUUUCUACUUCCCUCAUCCGUUACCAUAUCAAGCUAAUUUCCUAAGUUGGGAUGUGGUAGGCCUGCCCGUUUGGCUCAAUGUUUUACACCCAGGGCCGACGAGAGGGCCUGGGGCGAAUCGUUCCCAGGGGGCCCAAUGACAUCAUAAAAUCUUCCAAGGGGUUCCUAUGACGUCACAAUUGUUAAACUGGAGAAGCGGUGUUUUACAAUAUAUUACGCUUUAUUGCAUAUCAUUCGGCACUGAGGAUUUAUAUUUUUCGUUUAAAGGGCUUUCGUCGAUUCUCAGGCAGGGGCAAAUGCCCCCCCUCCCCCCACUCUCGGCGGCCACAUUUACACAAAAUGUAUUUGAUACCAUGAAGCUUCGAAUGUAAGCACCCCAAAUAUAAGCCCAACCCAGUAAAACCCACGUAAUGCUCAGAAAUUCCAUAUACAGUGUAUAGCCUUCCCCCGGCUUUUAUUCGGAGUUUCACUGUUGUCAAGUUAUGUUUCUUGUUGCAGCGAUGUGCGUUGUGUAGUUGAAGCAUUAUACCCGCGAGAUCCUCCACCAAUUAUUUUAAUUGGUCACAGGUACUGAAGAACUUCUUUUGUUCAUCUUCGGGUAAAAUAUCUACAAAGGAUUUAUCUUGUCACUUAGAUGAGAAAUUGCAUACUGUAUAUAUGUUUUUAGACUGUAAGAUGACAAACCAGGGCAAUAAGGUUCAUUUUACGUUUUAUUCUCUUUCACAGUAUGGGUGGUGCGGUUGCUGUUCACUUGUCUGCCCAGCGUUUACUUCCUUGUCUUGUUGGGGUUGUUGUUGUUGAUGUUGUAGAAGGUAUACAAGGCUUAUUUCAUCGCCGCAUAUCAAAACAAGACGUAAAACAGAAUUUCCGUGGAACGAAGUACGUACAGUCAGGGUCUUAGCUAGAGGGCCGUGUUAUGGCGGCCAAAAGUGGAAAAACACGGCUAGAUAAAAUGAACGCGGCUUCACUAUUUCUAUAAGGCCGUGUAGGUUUAUAAAAUAUGGUGUUGCUACAGUACUUACAACAGACAGAAUUUCUUCCAAUUUACGUUGUAAGAAAGUUUGUAAAAUCUACUGUUGUUGUUGAAAUUGGCAAAAGUAUACUAGUGAUCUGUGAUGUUUUAAUGUUUUGAUGGAUAAUGGGAACCGUAUGGUGUUAAAGUGGUUUUAAAUACCCCCAAGAGUUGCUGAAAUAACUUUUAAAUAUUCUAAUGUCAGUGCGCAAUAUGAGCGUUUGCUCGCCUUGUAUUUGGUUGCAAAGCAUAGAACAAGUGAACAACCACAGGCAUUGUUGUUGGCGAGUAUAACUAUAGAACCGUGAAUUUGGCUAUUCAAAGUAAUUGAGAUGUGCACACCCUGGUCAUUAGAAACACGCCCAAGAUCUAAAAUCCUAGCUAAGACCCUGCGUACAGUUAGUACUGUACGUGAGCUACGAGAUGCCUGCGAAGGAGGCUAAGUUAGUACAGUAAUUUCAUUCUUCUAAACAAUUCUGUACUCGACUGGAUCCAAUGCAAAACAAUGUUGCAAUUACAUGUACCUGCCAAGCCACCCUUUCCAGAUCUGUUUCUUGCUAGGUUAAAGUAUUGCGCGCUGGAUGUGCCUGUCGUAAGGAGAUUUUAACUAGACAGUAAACUACUUCAAUCAGUUGUAAAGCUUUUAGUAUUUUUAUUAAAAAUGUGCUGUAAUAGGCUUCCUUAAACUUAAGGAAAAACUAAUUUUUAAAUUCGUCUGCUGCAUAUUAAAAAUGACGAUACGGUGCUGGUAAUUGUAAAAGAUGCCAUGACCUUCGGUUAAGUAUAGUGUAUAUUUAUCAAUUGGACCUUAGGUUGUAUUGUAAUGACGAAAAAUUAAUCGUGCACGUCAAUGGGUAAACUUUUGCACUUUAUAGGGACAGCUCUUGAAGGUUUGUCAGUUAUGCAAAGUUUUCUCAAAGGUCGACCGAAGAGUUUUCGUUCCAUGGAGAAAGCUAUUGAAUGGAGGUAGAAACACUGACCAUUUCUUCCUGUUUUUGUACAGUAUGAAAGAUUUUAAGCGAACUAACUGAUUUUGUUAAAAUAUUGUAAACAUAUUUUUUCUAUUUAGUGUUCGCAGUGGUCAGCUUCGAAAUCUUGAAUCUGCAAAAGUUUCAAUGCCAGGACAACUUGUGAAGUAACUGUCGUUCAGAUAUGGAAUUAGAGAGGUUCACAUUUUGACUACAACUACCGCUACCAUUAACCAUUUAUUGUCAAUCAGAUGCAAUUAAUCGUCCCGAUUAACCAAUCAAAUGCGUAUUGAGCUUGUGAGAGGUUGCGAUAUAGUGGUUAUCAAAUUUGAGCCUCUCUAAUAUCUGUGAGAUUUCUUCAGUCUGCAAUAUAUUUCACAUUCAAUGACGUUCUAUCUAAUAAAACACUCCCCACAUAAUACUUUUAAUACAAACUACCUAUAAGUCCAGAGAUCCUUAUGAGGUUGAUACAAAGCUCGCAAUCUAAGUGCCGUCAUCUGCUGGUUUGUCCACCGUAGAAAAGUAAAACAUUUAGACGCUUGCUUGUCUGUAUAGUCCAAUCAACAUGUUACUGUAGAUAUGUGUAUUUUGGACUGUUGUGUUCAAUGAAAGUCUGCAUUUGUUCGUUGGACAAUGCGAAUCAGAUAUUAGGCCCCAGACAUAAUAGUAUGGUGUAUCGUCCUACACGUUACAGUAUAAGUACCAUGACUGCAUGCAAUAUUAUUGUCGAAAUAAACAGUUUUAUUACUGCAUAUGCUCAUAUAUCUGAGCUUAUACCUGUAGGUUUACUAUUGCAGCUUUAUAAUUUUCAGAAUAACAGUCGAUUCCGAGCAGUCAGAAUCCAGUUCUAAGUUAACCUCACCUGGUUUAUCAGUGAUAUCUGAAGCGUCUGAAGAUUGCACAGAGACUACAGCUAACGAUCAUAGCAGUGAAACUAAUACGGUAGGUACAGUACAUGUGUUGUAAUUAAGUCCAUUUUUUCUUCCAAUUAUUUUCAAGCAAGUCAUUCGUCAAAAACAUUAGUUGAUGGUGCUAUAUAUUGUGCUAGCAUUGUUAAUCUUCCGGCCUUUAGACACUGGUUUUUUAAGUUGUUUGCAUGAUUUAAAUACACUGUUUUUUUAAGUUGUUUGAUUUAAAGGCCAGUCUACCACAGGAGCCCACCCCGGGUCUUAUUAUAACAUCACAUAAUAAAUUAUUACAUAUAUGGAAAUACAUAGUUCAGUGUUGAAGCGCAGGCACAGGCCCUGUAUUUUGCGGGAUGACACGCGUUAGCCCGCGAUCUGCCUGCUCUUAUUACCUCUAUGUAAUCUUAUAAUAAGACCCGGGGUGGGCUCCCUGUGUGUCGAUUAGUCAUGAACGAUUCUUAUUCUGGCGUGUAAUCGAAGAAACACGCGUAAAAAGGUUGCAUUUUAAAAUACUCCAUGAAGGCAUUAUAAACUAAAUGGAGAGGAAUUGUUGCCUCAGCAGUAAGUUUCAUGUGCCAGAAUGACAAUCAUAUACGACUACUAACAGUAAUUGUAUCUGUGGACACACCUUUAGGGGCUAUUUAUUUAUUUAUUAGUUUCGCCAUAUUACAAUACACAGAACUAUAACAAGAACAAGAAUUUUUUUUUCUGUGUUGGUGUAGUGUACUCAGGUGAAUAUGAUAUUUGUGGUGUUACUCUGAGUGUAUAUCCACACCGGGCGAGCUUUGAAAAAUAUGCCCGGCCACGGUGGGAUUCGAACCUACGACCUUUGGAAUACUAGCCUAAUGCUCUUCCAACUGAGCUACGCGGUCAGGAUUUUUCAAAGCUCGCCCGGUGUGGAUAUACACUCAGAGUAACACCACAAAUAUCAUAUUCACCUGAGUACACUACACCAACACAGAAAAAAAAAUUCAUAUUACUAGAAUACAUUGGUAUCGAAGGAACCAGAUUCUGUUCCGAAAUAUCACUUACUCGAACCGUCCUGACCGCGUAGCUCAGUUGGAAGAGCAUUAGGCUAGUAUUCCAAAGGUCGUAGGUUCGAAUCCCACCGUGCCCGGGCAUAUUUUUCAAAGCUCGCCCGGUGUGGAUAUACACUCAGAGUAACACCACAAAUAUCAUAUUCACCUGAGUACACUACACCAACACAGAAAAAAAAAAAUUCAUAUUACUAGAAUACAUUGGUAUCGAAGGAACCAGAUUCUGUUCCGAAAUAUCACUUACUCGAAUCGUCCUGACCGCGUAGCUCAGUUGGAAGAGCAUUAGGCUAGUAUUCCAAAGGUCGUUGGUUCGAAUCCCACCGUGGCCGGGCAUAUUUUUCAAAGCUCGCCCGGUGUGGAUAUACACUCAGAGUAACACCACAAAUAUCAAGAACAAGAAUAAUAUACAUGACUAUAGGCAGGGUGACCGCAACAGCGUGAGCCAAUUACUGCGGGCCCGAAUUAGGACAUACAAACAUAAAAAAAACUAUCUAAAUAAAACUAUAACUAAUAGCAGCACUUAAGAGGCUGAACCAGAGUUCGAGCGGUAUUACACUUGGUACAUAUAGUUUUGAAUGUUCUUGGAUUUUCAGGAUCGUAGGAAAUUUCCAAAGCACGGAAGAAAUUUAUAUGGAACAUCAGGCUCGACUCAAUAAAGCACCCAGGCUAUAAACACAUUUUUCAAGGAACGUGAAGUUAUACUUUCCCGAAUAGGUUUCGCAGUUAUGAUCCCGCACAAAAGCGAUCACGAACUGAAAUAAAAGACAUUUUAAGAUCAAAAUGGGUCGUUUAUCGAAACUUUACAACAUAUUUGCGUAAACAAAACAUUAAUUAAAUUCAACCUGGGUAGGCGAGCCAGCUCGGGGAAAGAAAAUAUCAGCCCAGUGUCUAAGCGAGAUGUCGGUUCAGGCGGGAUAUUGCCUACGCACGCCAGAUUGGUUAAAUUAGAUUUAGUAGGAAAUAACAAAAGCAUGAUGUUGUCAAAACUCGGCCACCUCUGGGUGUCUCGUCCCAUAUAAACAGCUCCUUAGUGUAACUUGCAACAUGAUGAUAAUUAUUAUUUCAUCAUAAUAAAGACACUCAUAAAAAGAGGAUAGACGUUAUGCAAUGCCAUUAGUAUUGUUUCUUUAUUUUUAUUAGGAACAAUGUGAAUAUAGGUGGAGAAUUAAUCUGUCAGAAACAGAAACAUUUUGGCAGGGUAUAUUAUAAUUGUGAAUUUUGGAAAUACAGUCAUAUAUGCAUGGAAACGUCAAUGGUAAAUUAUCUCAUUUUUACGUCAAAUUAUUUUCUUCAAGGCUGGUUUAACGAUAUGUCACGGUUAUUUCUUUCAUGUCCAGUUCCAAAACUACUUCUUGUGGCAGGUAUGAUGGGAAUGUUCGUAGCAAAAAAUAUUAUAUUUUUACUGCAUUUCACCUGAUUUACUGUAGCACUCACUGUUACCGUGAUACGUAAGCUGUGGUUGGUAUAAACUAUCUGCAUGUGAUCGAAACGUUGAAGUGUUUUUAAUCAUCUUCAGGUACAAGCACAAACCACGGUAAUUUAUUGGCAAACUGUGGGAAUACACCAUUUCGACGUACGGAGUUUAAGGUUGAAGUAUCAGAGUCGAGGUUUCUGGCGCUUGGCGUCUUCGCGACUAUCUGAGUUGAAAGAAGUUAUGUCAUUUUUACCAGAAAUCUUCUCAUUCCUUCACAUCCAAAAUUAGCCCAGUCUCCCAAAUACUCUGUAGGUUAAAGGGGUGUAUACGCCAGAAUUUGAAAUAACUUACUGGACAGGUGUGGUCUUUAUUUAGGUCGAGAUCGACUGGAUAAAGAGCUGACUGUUGCCCACAUACAAGGUAUAUUCAACAUAAACCUAAUAUAUUUUUUAAAAUUUUUUUAAAUUAAUAUUUAUUUUCAGGAAGCUUUCUCACAAAGUGAUUUUCAGAAAGGUGCUGAACUAAAUAAACAAAUUUACAAGGAAGACAUGCAUAUACUACAUAACUAUGAAAAAUAUUAAACAAUUAUACGAAGGAAUGUUCAAAGAUUGCUAAAAAAGUUUCUCUUAAAUGUAGAAAUACUACUAGAGAGUUUUAUCUUUCUGUCCAAGUUGUUCCAGUCUGUUAUGGCCUGAUACGCGAGUCUUUGCUUUCCCCAAUUCCUUGACACUUUAGGUGGCCUUAAAUUGUCCUUAUAUCACGUAUUGUAGUUGUAUAUUUCUCUGUUCGCUAGAAGUUCAAAUCCAUGUGAGGUAUGAUGAUUUAGACACUUAAAAACAAAUAAGCAUCUAUGAUACAAUCUACGUUGUUCAAAAGUGGUCCAGCCUAAAGUGUUUAACGCGCCUGUUGCCGAUGAAAAAAUUGUCUAUCUAAAACAAUCUUGGCGGCUUUGUUCUGGGGUAUCUGAAGAUUGUUCAUUAGCACUGUAUUAUUUUUGUCUCCCCAUAUAAUAUCCGCAUAGUUAAAGACUGGGAGUACGAGACUGUUAUAAAAAAGGAUUCGUGCAUUAAAUGGUAGCAGGUGUUUAAUCCUACAGUACGAAGUAGACCUAGGCGGUAAUUGACUUUAGCGGAAAUGCGAUCUAUAUAUAUAUGUAAGAACAUAGUCAGAACCAGGUGAAGUUGGCUGUGAUGGUGACUCCUAAGGACUUGAAAUUGCUGGCGUUGGAGACUUCAGUAUUGUUGACAGGGACAGACAUCGAAGAUAUAUUACAUAACUUCCUAUCACUGCCUAUAAUCAUUGAUCGAGUUUUAUUUAAAUUCAGUGUCAGCUUAUUCUCAUUUAACCAAAUUGACAACUUAAGUAAAUCUUCAUUAAGAUUUCUUUCAAGAUCAUUGGCAUCUGAGGCGUAGCAAUAUAAGACUGUGUCGUCGGCAUACAAGGAAACAUUGCAUUUAUUGGUAAUACUGGGCAGAUCGUUUAUGUACACGAGAAAGAGAAGUGGGCCCAAAAUGCUCCCUUGGGGUACUCCAAAAGUGACAGGAAGAGCGUCCGACAAUUCACUUUCACAAGACGUUUGUUGCAUCCAAUUGCUCAAGCAGGACUCAAUCUAACCUACGGUGCUAGAUGACACAGUGACACACUCAUCGCUUUACGUUUGUGGAGUAAGAUGCUGUGGUCCACUGUAUCGAAUGCCUUCGACAAAUCUAGAAAUCCUCCACAAAGCCUUCCACAUUAGGCAUGACCGAGAUAGGACGAUAGUUUGUAGGAUUGGAACGUUCACCUGAUUUAAAUAGGGCCGUGACCUUUGCGCAUUUCCAAAUCUUUGGGAAAUGGUUACUCUUGAUGGAAAGAUUAAGUAAUCUUGUUACAGACUUGCUGAUUGAACAAGACGCACAUCUUCCAUAGUCUGUCACGAUAUGUUGGUCUGUGGAAAGUAAGCAGACGUCAUUGUGUUAUACUUAUGUUUUCCAGUAGGGAAAGCCGAGAUGAAACGUGCAACGACGAUUCAUAAUAUUUAAUGAAGUUGAGACAAAGGAUUUGUGCAUGGUGAAGUACAGUUCAACAUCAAACAAUGGUUUUCUAUUUUGUAGCUUUGAAGUUUGCCGGGCUUCCAGAUCAUCACAUCUUGACAGAUUAUAUAUCUUCCUUUCUCGGUGGGAACUCUAUUUUUGUUACUGACGUCUUAUUAUCCAGUCAAAGUUGAUGACGAUUGAUUACUCAGUAGAUAUUACCACGCAGAGCACGAACCCUCAUCAGAAUUUAAACCAGCCACGAGAGUAGUCAGACACGACGAGAGUAGGUGGUCAAACGCCAGCAGCAGUUGCAAUCUCUCAUCGAUCGUAUGACCGAGACUUUAUAGUUUUCGGAUGUUGGUCUGUUCAGAUUCCUCUUUGCUCAACUUAGGAAUGUUCCAGCUUAUCAUUUAUUAUUAACUUCCUUGAAAUUGUAAAUAUUCUUCCCUGUGCGUGGAGACUAGUGUAGGUAGCGAAGAUACUGUACCAGACUGUGGUCUUUGUAGGUGAUACAACCAUCUGAAAAUACAAAAAGAACUUUAAUUAAUAAUAUCAAUCUUUAUUGAGGAAUGCCUGAAUCACAAUCACGGUGUUUUUCACCAGGCUCGUAAAACGUCGACGUUUCGAGCGAUGACCCUUUGUCUGGCAUUUAGUGGAUGCUCUACUUAAGAAAGCUAGGAAUUUAUUAUUUUAUUAUUAUUAUUAAACUGGUUUAAAAUAUCGCAUACAAUAACACAAAGCUAAAUUACUGUGCAAUUUACAAAGAUUAGUUACUAGAUAAAACAUCAUCCAUUGUUACUAGAGUUGAAAGUGUCUACAGCAUACGGUAUUGGACUGAAUUUAAAUCUUUUUGUUCUACUAUUAAAAUUAUAAAAAAGAUCUUUAUUAGAUCUGGUAUUUCCUGUUAUUAUCUGACACUUCCUUGAUGGGAGUGGUGAAGUUUGUGCUCUUCUUCUGAUAAAUCACUAACCAAGUUUAUACAAUGAUCUCUCCUUCGUUCUUCCAAUCUGGUAAUUUCAUUUGAUAAAAGUGCAUUCUCAUACUUCUCUCUUGGACAGAUGAUCUGUAACGCUCGCUUUUGGACUCUUUCAUGUAUUGAUUCGUUGCUUUGCUGUCAAUCCCCAAGCCCACAGGACAUCGGAAUACUCAAGAACAGGUCUAAUUACUGUUUUAUAGAACUUAAAAUAUUCCAGAUUCACCGCAGCUAUACUUACAUCGCGACUAUUUGAUCUAUAUAAGUUGAUUGAUUGAAUAAGAUGUUGAUUAAAUAUUCUUUGCUCAAUUUCCAGGAAAGUUCCAACUUCAUAUAUUACCAAAAUGCGGCCACGCCGUACAUGAAGAUGACCCUGACAAGGUUUGUUGUUGAAUUUCCACAACUAUGUUGGUGUUUAAGUAGCCUACAUCGAGUGUGCUAUAGGAUUCAAGUAUAUAGACAGCACUAUACUCAAGAACUUGGUUGACGGAUGUAAGUGCCUGAUAAAUAUAGAACGGAUCGUGAGACUUACAUCUUUAAUCACUCUUUAUUUUAAUCGCUCUUUAUAUAUUUUACUCACUAUGCAUUUUACUCGUCUCGCAUAUGAAUAAAAAAGUGCAUAUAGGCAAAGAUAACUGAGAAGAUCUUCACGGUUAUAAUAAAUCUUUAAAAAAAAAAGUUUAAUUUGCCAAUACCUAAUAAAUACAAUUUAUAAACUUCCAGCUUACAGUACGAGUACUUCUUGUUCCAUAGGUUGCGGAAAUGUUAGCUACGUUUAUGACAAGACACAAGUUUGCUGAACCCAAGCAGUCGUGCCAAAGGUAUGUACCCUCUACUCUCAUAAUUGAGUUUUGUGGAGGGUCCGAAAUUGAAGGUCUUUCAAAAAUGAAAGUUUUAAAAAUUAAAGGAGAUAUGCAUGAUGUACGUAGUAAUUCUUGUUUCCGGGAAUAUUUGUCAGAUAACUGAUGUGUUUAAGUUUCAAACUGCUUUGCUAGUUUCAUACAAAAUGACCUGAUUCACGUUGCCUCUAUUAUAAGUUUCUCCAUAUUCUCAAAAUAUGUGAAUCAAAAUAUGGUUGAUUUAGUGAUUAACUUCUAAGUUGUAAGGAGGUUUUAUCAAGCCUGAUAUCGCUCUAAUAAGUAAAUUAACAUAACUUUGAGCCAAAAAAGGUUAAUGGAUUUCAAUUUCCAGCAACAGUAGUGUCCGCACUGCUCCAUUUUCUUAGAAGUCUCCUGUGUAGGUUUAUAUGGUAUUUAUUGAAAAUAAUGGAAAGUUCAUUUUUUUCUUGUAGCUAUAUACCAUGUUGCUAAAAUGCAUUGGGCAUGUCAUUGUCAGUAUAUUCAGCAGGUAUUGUGCUCCUUGGAUCAUCUAUGUUUCCAAAGGUAUUCGAGGUUGUAAGAAAGAAAAGUCAAUGGAGUCUGACUGUUUUAACAUCAAGAGUAAUUUUCUUAUCCAAUUAGCCUUUCUCACGGACAAUUUUCCUGCCAUUUCUGGGGAACUGCUUCUCCCACGUUUGAGUGUCUCCGAGGAGACUGUACCACAAAAAUGGUUGAUUUUUGGCCUUCGUGAGAAAGGUUAAUUCGAAAAAAUCACAAAUGUAAUCUGUUCCGGCAGUUUGUCCUCAUGCCUAGUGUAAUAUAUCGUGCAUGAUGAAUACAAAUAAAGAACUCUCUUUAACCAUAGUCAAUAGAAUAAGAUUGUUAGGAAACUCUCGUUUCCAUUGUGUAUAAUACCACGACCAUAGAGAUCAUAAAUAACACUAGAGGGGGGCAUCGUAAUCAUAAUUUAGUCAAAGAAAGGGAACGCGGCUAUUGGGGAGGGGGGGGGGCAAAAAAUUAAAAUGCUAAAAUAAGAGCGAGUUUGAGCCAAAAUAUCUAAAUUCUUGUUUAUGGCAGUUGGGUAAUCCCGUUUUGAUUUUUACCAAGCAUUUUUAUCUCAAUUUUGUCUAUAACACAUUUUUGAGAACGCUCCAAAAUAAUGCUGAUGUUAGCAAUUUUGAUCUUUUCAAAAGGAAUUAACCGUUUGAAUUCAAACUUUUGGGGUAAUGUUUGUAGUAAUGACAUGCAAAACAUAUAAAACACCCAGUUUUGUGACUCUUGUUGUUUUAAAUUUUGCAGGUUUCAAGUGUAACCCAAGAAUUGUGUGGUGUUCAUCCGGGAUUUCAAUUUGCCCUCCCAUUACCGCGCUCCCAAAUUUCACUCUCGAUGUCCCCUCUAGUGUUAUUUAUAAUCUCUAUGAUCACGACUGGGUAAUUAAACCAAGUUGAACACACUGCUAUUGGUUGGUUGGGCGAAGAAACAGUACACACGUGUUGAUGAACCGACCAUUUUUUUUUUGCAUAAACCAAGACAAAAACAUACUAGAUAAUGAGGUCUAUAUGUUAUGUCUGCAUCGACUUUCCUAACCUUCUAUUGACUAUAUAUAUGGUUUAAUUUAACCAACGCUGGCCCAUGAUCUCCAUCAGAGUUCGUCGUUGGUUUUAAAAGUGUUUAAGGUUAUCAAGUAUUAUUACGGGAACCACUGAGCAUUUUUACAAACUACAAAACAAUGGUAACUCGUACCCAGGGUUCUCUCCCGCGGUCAGCACAAAGAGAACCCUGGGUACGAGGUUGCGGUAACUCCGGAAAGGAAAUUGUAAUAGCUAUAGUUCUAUAUUAAAAAUGUUCUUUUUUCGGAGUUACCGUUGUUUUGUAUUUUGUUAAGUAUAUUAGUUUGACACCCAGUGAACUGAAAGCUCAUCUUGGGACUUGAGAUUUAGAAACUGUUUUGUAAAAACGGUGCUUUACCAUGUAUAUAUUAAAUUUUAUAAACAAAGUGCAAUUCUUGUAAACAACAUAAUCCGUAAUAAUAUCUUAGCAUGAUGAAUGAACUUUAUAUUUCAUUUUACACAUACUACAAAAUUGCUUACACAUCUUACACCGUGUUUUUCAAUACCAUCGAAAUUGAACUAUCACUGAUUAUCAAAUGUAUGUAUGGCAUAUAUAUACAUUAUAAGAAUAUGUAAUAUGUUUGCAACUUGCAUAUAUAAGCAGUAAAAACUAGUAUUUACAAAAUAUCAACUGACUCAAACCGUUAUAUAUUUAAUAUUAUUUAAUAACACAAAGAUUUCACGCAAUUUCAUUGGUCGAGAGCCAUGAUCUAUUAGAGGACAGACGCACGGUGUUGGCAUAACUAGCGAGCCAAUCAAACUCGCUGCAAUAAUCCACCCUACCAAUCAACUGUAUAGAUCAUAGUCACGUCAGAUGGCGUGCAUGUUUUGUUGUUUUCAAUGCCCCGAAAUUUGGCGGGAAUUUGACAGAAGCUUUUUACUUCAAUUUUCGCGCUAAACAAGGUUGAUUUUCUGUAUUUUAUUGUAUAAAACAAAUAGAUAACAUUUUGCGGCUGUCUGUUCAGUUAUAGAUGCACAGAUGACGUCAUAACGUGGUAAGAACAUCAGUGACCCACUCACCCCGGCGGCUCGUGGCCCCUUUUUUGUUCUUGCCACGUUAUGACGUCAUCUGUGUAUCUAUAAGUAGACAGACAAC